GCCUUACAAAUAGAAAGAUGUUGAUUCCGGUUCUGGUUUGGUUCUCUGCUCACUAUCACAAGGUCAAGUCACUUUUAGCUUUCUAGCAGCAGACGAGAAUUUAGAAGUUGAGGCUAACGUUUCAUUCAAGCAAUCAAUCAUGAAGCUUUCACCUCUUAUGAAUGCCGCGAAAUGGGGGGAGCUGGCCAAAUUCCGGAACAUUGCAACUUUCCGGUUGUCUCCAUAUGAGCUGAAGCCUUUCGCUGGUUUUAUCAGCCAUGGUGUACCAAAUACUAUUAGGCGAAUUCGAGGCCAAUUCUUCAGAGUUGCACCACCUUUCAUUGCUGGCUACCUCGUCUAUGACUGGGCUAAUGCAGAAAACGAGCGUCUUUCCAGGAAGAACCCCAAGGAUUUUGAAAAUGAUGUUUAGAAAAUGAAAUGUAAUUAAUUAUAGAAUAUACAGCUGUAUAAAAUUUUAA
Frankliniella occidentalis (western flower thrips) is the source of this 458-nucleotide messenger RNA. RefSeq names its product cytochrome b-c1 complex subunit 8 (gene UQCR-Q). Bases 140 to 409 code for a protein of 89 amino acids. Gene Ontology annotation, biological process: mitochondrial electron transport, ubiquinol to cytochrome c. The record is from RefSeq and is a predicted model, not a curated record. Lineage: Eukaryota; Metazoa; Arthropoda; Insecta; Thysanoptera; Thripidae. The transcript has 3 exons.